UCGAUUUAUCUUUUAGGCAGUGAUUGCGUUCCGUCAUCUAUCCUUUGGGCAGGGGAUAAAGUUUGGCUCGCUUGCGAUCUUAUGAUUAUUUUAUGUCAAACAGUGCUAUACAACCGCGCUAUUUGUCAGUUGGGGCUCUGCGCAUUUCGGCACGGUUUUAUCAGAGAAGCGCAUAACGCACUGUCAGAGCUGCAGAACGGCGGUAGGGCGAAGGAACUGCUGGCACAGGGCAUGGUCAUGCGCAACCAGGAUAAAACUGCAGAGCAGGAAAAGCUCGAGAGACAGCGUCGAAUACCGUACCACAUGCAUAUCAAUCUUGAGCUGACGGAAUGUGUCUACUUGAUCUGUGCAAUGUUGCUUGAAAUUCCCCAAAUGGCAUCAAAGGAAUUCGAAGUUCGACGUCGUCUUAUAAGUCGUUCGUUUCACUAUCAGCUGAAGCAGUCUGAACGGCAGUGUUUGCUUGGUCCUCCGGAGAAUACGCGUGAACAUGUCGUGGCAGCUUCCAGGGCACUUUUGAAUGGUGACUGGGAAGCGUGUCGAGACUUCAUAAUUAAUCCCAAAAUGAAUGCAAAGGUGUGGAAUCUUUUCCAGAACAGCGAUCGCGUCAAGGAGAUGGUCGUUCGGCACAUUCAGGAAGGAAGUUUGAAAACCUAUUUAUUCACCUACUCUUCUCUCUACGACUCAGUUUCUCUCAUCAAACUUGCCGAUAUGUUUCAAUUGGACAAGAAAUCGGUUCAUGCUAUAAUAAGCAAAAUGAUCAUCGAAGAGGAGCUGUCCGCGAGCCUUGACGAACCAGCACAGUGUAUCGUGAUGCAUCGCGUUGAGCCAAGUCGUCUACAGACCCUCGCUUUGCAGCUGACCGAAAAGCUGAACAAUUUGGCCGACAGCGUCGAGCAGACCAUAAGUAACCAUGCAUUCUUUUUUGAAGUAACACUGCAUCACCUGGUUUUAGGUCCUGGUUCACGCACGGUCGGUUUCAAUUGGGGCAUUCAGCGGUCGCAGAAUAACCCGCAAGACGACAGAGGUUCGUUUUGUUUCUUCCUGUGA
Soboliphyme baturini is the source of this 1047-nucleotide messenger RNA. NCBI's taxonomy places the organism in Eukaryota, Metazoa, Nematoda, Enoplea, Dioctophymatida, Soboliphymatidae. The record is from the annotation of a GenBank genome assembly.